This is a messenger RNA of Sesamum indicum (sesame), 1179 nucleotides long. RefSeq names its product Bifunctional inhibitor/lipid-transfer protein/seed storage 2S albumin superfamily protein. Lineage: Eukaryota; Viridiplantae; Streptophyta; Magnoliopsida; Lamiales; Pedaliaceae. The record is from RefSeq and is a predicted model, not a curated record.
AUGGUUCAAGAUGAUUCACCAGUGCCUAAUAGUUUGGAUCUCACCAAUCCAGGGUUAUAUUUCACUCAUCCGCUAACCAUGCCCUCUUCCUCAUUUCCAUGCUCUCCAUUGCCUCCGCCACUCCCACUGUCGACCCUGAUUGCCGUUAAGCCCCCCACCACUGUCCCUCCUGUCACAGUCCCUAAACUGCCUCUCCCCCCAGUUACGGUGCCUAAAUUGCCUGUGCCACCAGUCACAGUCCCUAAAUUGCCCGUCCCACCAGUAACCGUGCCUAAGUUGCCCGUCCCACCAGUAACAGUGCCUAAAUUGCCCGUGCCACCGGUAACGGUGCCUAAAUUGCCUGUCCCACCAGUAGUAGUAGACCCUAAAUUGCCUGUGCCGCCAGUGACUGUGCCUAAACUGCCAGUGCCACCAGUAACAGUGCCUAAGCUGCCAGUGCCACCAGUAACAGUGCCUAAGCUGCCAGUGCCACCAGUAACAGUGCCUAAGCUGCCGGUGCCACCAGUUACGGUCCCUAAAUUGCCGGUGCCACCAGUAACGGUUCCUAAGUUGCCUGUGCCACCAGUUACAGUGCCUAAUUUGCCUUUGCCACCGGUGACUGUCCCUCCAGUGCUUAACCCACCCAAGGGAAAAGCCUGCCCACCGCCGCCGGGUAAAGAAACCUGCCCCAUUGACACACUCAAGCUUGGUGCAUGUGUGGAUCUUCUUGGUGGGCUAGUGCACAUUGGGUUGGGAGACCCUGCUGUUAAUAAGUGCUGCCCAGUAAUUUCAGGGCUUGCGGAGGUUGAAGCUGCAGUUUGCUUGUGCACUACUCUUAAGAUCAAAGCUCUCAAUCUCAAAAUCUAUGUGCCUAUUGCUCUUCAGCUCCUUGUGACCUGUGGGAAAACCCCACCUCCUGGCUUCACAUGCUCUCUCUAGACUCCAGUUUGUAGCUAGAUUAAUGUUUCAAGAACUCAAAAGUGGGCAUGAGAGGAUGUCGAGUUCUCAGUUCCGUUUCAUGAUUAAUCAGCUUGUCGUUAAUUUCUCACCUUUAAUUGCUUUCUUCAUUGGAUUAGUGGACGUUUGCCAUUGUAAUUCAACACCAUUUGAUUGUGUAAAUUUGUUUUUAUAGUCUUGCGUUAAUUACUGUUUGUUUCAGACGGCGACGCAAUCAGAAUUUGAUGUUUAUUUUCUUAGUUA